Molecule: messenger RNA, 784 nt
Organism: Coffea arabica (coffee)
Lineage: Eukaryota; Viridiplantae; Streptophyta; Magnoliopsida; Gentianales; Rubiaceae
Product: mitochondrial import inner membrane translocase subunit Tim13
Source: RefSeq, a predicted model, not a curated record
AGGACCAAAGAGGGUAUUAAUUUGUUGUUUGACUUGCAGAGUAGUCCGUAAAUUUUGGUGUCGGGAAGGGUUUAAGGGAGUUUGGAGGCGAAGAAAGAAUCGAAUAUCAACAAAAGCCAAAGAAAAAAAAAAAAAAGAGAAAAAACCCUCGGAUCUUCUCUUCUCCGUAUAAUGGAUCCAUACUCUUCGUCGUCGUCGUCGUCGUCGUCAAGUGGGGCGUCGCCGCAGGUUUCGACGGAGGACAUCAUGGACCAGGUCAAACUCCAGCUUGCCCAGGCCUAUGCCGAAGAGUUCCUCGAGACUUUGAGGGGAAAGUGCUUUGAGAAGUGUAUCACCAAACCUGGGAGCAGCCUGAGUGGUAGUGAGAGUAGUUGUGUCUCAAGGUGUGUGGAUCGCUACAUUGAAGCCACCGGUAUCAUCAGCAGAGCUCUUUUUCGAACAUCAAGCUGAAGUUUGUGAUCUGACAAUUUUUAAAACUUUCUUCUGGAAGUUGUUGGUGGGCAGUUAGGAGGUUGUCGUUUUCUAUUUCUGAUUAUCAUUGAUAACAUAGAAAUUUGAUAUUCUGAUGGGGUCUGUAAUCCCACCUGGUUCAUUCCAGAAUACGUCAAACUUUUUUGCUUCUUGUUGGUAAAUUGCACUUAAUAGCUAAGUGGACGUGUCGAUCGUUAUAUGGCAACGCUCGUUAAAUUGAUAAAUUGCACAUGUCGAUCGUUAAAUUGCACUUAAUUGUUAGGAGGUUGCCGUUUUCUAUUUCUGAUUAUCAUUGAUAACAUAGAAAUUUGAU